CACCCCACCCAACCCCCUCUCUCUCCAAAUAUAUAUGUAUUCAAGAUGAUCACAUCUCCCACAUCUCACGCUUCUCUCUCUACCAAAAAUAAAGGCAACUUAGUAGGCAGCCAUUUUAGUUGUUGAUGGCUAGAAGAGAGAGAAACUACUGCUUCCUCACCGCCAUUGCAGCACUCAGCUUGCUGCUGCACACCAACAUAGCAAGUGGUAUUAAUGAAGAAGAAGAAGCAGAUAGAAUCGUAGCUCUUCCCGGCCAGCCCAAGGUCGGAUUUCAGCAGUUUUCCGGCUACGUCACCGUCAACGCCGCCGCCGGCCGCGCCCUCUUCUACUGGCUCACGGAGGCUGUUCAAAACCCCUCAUCAAAGCCACUUGUUGUUUGGCUCAAUGGAGGUCCGGGAUGUUCUUCGGUGGGGUACGGUGCGUCGGAGGAAAUCGGACCGUUCAGAAUCAGCAAAACUUCAUCCGGUUUAUAUCUCAACAAGUUUUCAUGGAACAACUUAGCAAACCUACUCUUUUUAGAAACUCCAGCUGGCGUCGGUUUCUCUUACACCAACAGAUCCUCCGACCUCUUCGACACCGGCGACCGCCGCACUGCCAAGGAUUCGUUGCAAUUUCUGGUGCGGUGGCUGGAUCGCUUCCCCCGCUACAAGAAUCGCGAGAUUUAUUUGAGCGGCGAGAGCUACGCCGGCCACUACGUUCCUCAAUUGGCUAAACAAAUCGUCGACUACAACGCCAACACUAACCACAAGAUUAAUCUCAAGGGUUUUAUGGUGGGAAACGCGGUGACCGACAACCACUACGACAACCUGGGCACGGUGAAUUACUGGUGGAGCCACGCCAUGAUCUCCGACAAGACCUACCGGCAGCUGAUGAGCACGUGCGACUUCCAGCGGCAGAAGGAAUCCAACGAGUGCGAGUCGCUCUACUACUACGCUAUGGAUCAGGAAUUCGGCAACAUCGAUCAGUACAACAUCUACGCGCCGCCCUGCUCCAACAAUUCCGACUCCGCCUCCGCCACCCGCCGCGCCAUGCGUCUGCCGCACCGCCCUCUCUCGGGUUUGGUCGGACAGCUGUCGGGAUACGACCCGUGCACGGAGAAAUAUGCUGAAAUUUACUAUAAUAGGGCCGACGUGCAAAAGGCUCUUCAUGCAAACAUAAGUGGCCGGAUUCCCUAUAGAUGGACUGCUUGCAGCGAGACUUUGAAUCGCAAUUGGAAUGACUCGGAUGCCUCAAUUCUCCCCAUAUACAGACAACUAAUUGCAGCUGGAUUGAGAAUUUGGGUGUUUAGCGGGGAUGUGGACUCGGUUGUGCCAGUGACUGCAACAAGAUAUUCGUUAGCACAACUUAAGUUAGACACCAAAAUCCCUUGGUACCCUUGGUAUGUCAAGAAACAGGUGGGAGGGUGGAGUGAAGUGUACAAAGGGGUCACUUUUGCAACCGUGCGAGGGGCCGGCCACGAAGUGCCCAUGUUCAAACCGCGAGCUGCCCUUCAGUUAUUCGGAUCUUUUUUGCAGGGGAAGCCCCUCCCUAAAUCCUAAUUUUCAUUUUCGCCCCUCUCUCCUUUUCUUUGGCAAAAUUUGCCUACCUGUGUUGUGUGUUCAAUACUUCUAGAAUCUUCGUCUUCAUUUAGGUCUUAUUUUUCUCAGUUUUUUUUUCCCUUUCGUUCAUCAAUUUCAAACUCGAAUUUAUGAACCAUCAAUUUGUCAUGUGCUGUCAAGCACUAAAAUCGAAUUUAUAGACCGUCAAAAAUCGCUCACACACCUAAAUUAUGGUGACCAA
Molecule: messenger RNA, 1779 nt
Organism: Salvia miltiorrhiza (redroot sage)
Lineage: Eukaryota; Viridiplantae; Streptophyta; Magnoliopsida; Lamiales; Lamiaceae
Product: serine carboxypeptidase-like 25
Exons: 8
Coding region: 126-1538 (470 amino acids)
Biological process (GO): proteolysis
Cellular component (GO): vacuole
Molecular function (GO): serine-type carboxypeptidase activity
Source: RefSeq, a predicted model, not a curated record